This is a messenger RNA of Oldenlandia corymbosa var. corymbosa, 907 nucleotides long. Lineage: Eukaryota; Viridiplantae; Streptophyta; Magnoliopsida; Gentianales; Rubiaceae. The record is from the annotation of a GenBank genome assembly.
CACUCCAAGACCACUGGAAAACGCUCAAAGCCCCUGGUUUUCCACUUUUCCCAUUAGCGCACGCACACACACUCACACACUGACCUCCCCUACAUGUCGUAUAUAUUUAUAACCCAGAUCAUUUCCAAGAGCCCCAUCCAACAAACAACCAAAAAUCAAACAGAGAAAAAGAAACCAAAAAUCAGCAAAAUUCAGAUCACAAUUUCAUCCCUUUUUAUAUCAUCAACAGAGAAAAAGCCAGAGAAAAGAAAAAAAAAAAAAAAGAUGAGUUCAACGAGGAGGGCAUGGAUUGCAGCAGUAACUGUCGGUGCAGUACAGGGGCUCAAAGAUCAGGGAUUGUGCCGAUGGAAGAACGGGAGUUCCUCCAUUAGGUCGGCGGUUCAACAAUUUGCCCACAAGAAUUUGGUGGCCGGCGCCGCCGCUCCCUGCAUUUUUCCGUCCAAUUCUCCUUCUGCUUCAGUUACGAAUUGGAAAGAUGGAGAGCAAUUGAGAGUUUCUGAAGAAUCGUUACGGAAAGUCAUGUAUUUGAGCUGCUGGGGUCCAAAUUGAUUAGAAACCCCCCAGAUGUAGAAUUAAUAUUAAUCUGUAAUUUUCAUAUAUAUAUACAUAUGUAUACAUAAUGAAAUGAAGUCAGCACUUGUGAUAUGAAUUGAAUGCAGUUAAUUAGCAAGCUUAAUCAGCAUAACUUGGGAUUUACCAAAAAUCUGGCCUUCAAAAAAGAAAUAGAAUAAAAGAAGUGUACCAAAUUCAGGUCUAUAUUUCAUACAAGAAAAAAAUCUUCAACCGCUGACAUUGCAGCAUGUUAUUGCUACAAAAUAUUAGCCGAACAUCAAAUUACAAUUUGGUCAGACAUAAAAGAUUGUAAUUUCGUGGAGUUGCCACUCCUUGGACAAAAUUUUAAUGGCGG